Messenger RNA from Physeter macrocephalus (sperm whale), 801 nucleotides. Its product is annotated as PDZ domain-containing protein MAGIX. The record is from RefSeq and is a predicted model, not a curated record. Lineage: Eukaryota; Metazoa; Chordata; Mammalia; Artiodactyla; Physeteridae. Bases 100 to 801 code for a protein of 233 amino acids. The transcript has 6 exons. Gene Ontology annotation, molecular function: protein binding.
UCAGCCGCGUCCAAGCCCGGGCGGGCCGCCAGGUGAGCGCUCCCGGGCGCUCCAAACGCGUCGCUGGCGGCAGUGCGCCCACCAGGCCAAGUACGGGUCAUGGAGCCGCGCGCGGGGGGCGCCACGGACCCUAAGGGGAGCAGAGGAGGCCGAGGCCUUCCCCCGCCCGCGGGCCCCAGAGCCCGGCAGCUCCUGGCGCGGCUGGACGCGCGCCCCCUGGCGGCCCGAGCUGCGGCCGACGUGGCGGCGCUGGUACGCCGGGCCGGCGCCACACUGCGCCUGCGCCCCAAGGAGGCCAUUAGCGUGCUGGAUUCUGCGGACAUAGAGGUCACAGACAGUCGCCUUCCUAAUGCCUCUUUCGUGGAACACCGGCCCCAGCAUCGUCGGUCAGAGACCUUGGGUACACGUACCGCUCCGCCCCAAGUGACCGAGGGUAAGGCACGUCGUGCUUCGAAGCCGCCCCAGGCCUCUGGUCAGUUCUGUGUGGAACUCGUUCGCAGUUCCGUGGGCUUUGGCUUCACAUUGAGUGGAGGCCGAGAUGCAGGCGGGGACGCUCCGCUGGCAGUGCGCGGGCUGCUGAAGGAUGGGCCGGCACAGCGCUGCGGUCGCUUGCAGGCUGGCGACCUCGUGCUCCACAUCAAUGGAGAGUCAACUCAGGGCCUCACCCAUGCCGAGGUCAUGGAUCGGAUUCGCACAGGCGGUCCCCGGCUCUGCCUUGUGCUAAGCAGGCCUCCUGAGACCCACCCCGAACACAGCCAGAGGGCAACAGCCUAUGCCUGUCUUGGUCACCACGUGUCCUAG